AGUUUUUGCAGUCACAAAAUCAUCAUGAGUGGACCCGGUUCAAAUCAUGUUCCUGGAGGAGCAGUAUUUCGGCUGGGCCCCUCUCUGGUCUAGUGCCCUGGGCCCGUGCAUUAAUCCCUGUUACAUUGUGGUCUAUGGAGUGGCCUGAAGUGGACAUAUGAAGCAGACUCACUCCCUCUGUCAAAAUCAAGGGGUCAAGGGUCUGUCCAUAUAAACUUAUCCUGUCCACUUCGUGAAGAGAAACGCACUUCAAAAUGGCAGUGGGGAUUCCCCCGAGGGGAAGUGCUUAGGGAAGUGCUCGAGUGCGUGUCUAAAAGUGGAGUGGAACACAGCCCAGAUGACCUGAGGGCCAGAAUCCUCUCUUCAAUCACACAUGAACUGACUGGAUCCGGGUCAAACGCUACUAAACCAUCACACACUCAAUGAGAGGAAGAUAUUACAAACAGCCUGCACAACACUCACAUAUAGACCAGAUUCUGGUUUACUCUCAAUAAAACUGUCAAGAGCAUUUUAUCAAUAAAUUACAGAUACAGUUUUAUUUGGUUUGCAGGAGAAUGUCAAGUAAUUUACAUGAAUCAACUCCAUCCCACGUGUUCCUUCUAAAACAAGAAUUAUUUUUUUUUGCAUGAAAAUUUUUCUCUUUUUUUUUUUCUCUUAUGAGUUUCAGUCUCUUGUUUUAGAUGUAACGUCAUCUGCCUUCCCCCAUCAGAGGAAACUUGCUCUUCCUCUCAGUGAAGUGGUCAGAGAUUUCCUCAUGUGUCAGUCUAGUCUGAGUCUCGCUGUGAAGACGCUUCUUGAGAUCCAGAACAGAGACAGACAGGAGUCCAGAUGCUCGUGUCAUGAUCUGAAGCUGGGACUGGGCUCUUCUGGAUACUGGACUUUAGAGAAAUGAUGCUGAUCUUUGGACUGAUGCUGCUGCUGCAGACUGCUGCAUGUCUGGAUCAGUUCUGCAGGUUUAAUCAGUCUGAUAUCUGUUACGCAGCUGUGGGACACAAACUCAAUCUCCUGAUGGUGCAGAACACUAGUGUAUAUGACACAACGAUACAAAAGAAUAUAAACUACAACACAGCAACUGAUCCAGUUUGUAGAAUAAAGAAUGACACGAUGAGAGUUUGUAAUCUUUAUAGUAACAGACCUGAAGUUACAGUCAUUAAAGGGACUCUGAUCAUAAACCGUGUGAUCAGAGCAGAUUCAGGGAAUUACACAGUAUCUUUCUCUCGCUCAGACGGCACAUUCUGCACAUCUACAGACCUUCAAGUGAAUGUUGAAGCUCCUAUUGGCUCAGUGGAAGUGUCCAUCAGCUGCUCCUCCAGUGGGGUGAUGAGGGCGUCCUGCUCCUCUGAGGGCGAUCAGCUCCUCUACAGCUGGACUCUGAAUGGAGAUCCUCUGAUGGAUGGAAACUCCAGCUUUGAUCUGAAUGAGGGAACUGAUGGAAACAUCACCUGCAGUGUGAAGAACCACGUCAGUCACGGACAGAAGACCGUUAGACUCAAACCCUGUCCUGUGUUUUCAGUGACUGUGUUUGUGCUGGUCUGGUGUCUUCAGCUGAUGGUUCUUUUGGGUUUGUUAGGAGGGUUUCACAUUCACAUGAGACACACAUCAGAAAAGAGUCAGGAAGAUCAGAAACUGAGAAUGAGAAGAUUUCGAGAACGACAUGAAGAUUCAUGAGACCAGCAGCAGAUCAUCACAUCUAUGAAAAAAGACAUAAUGUCAUAUUGUCACAGAUUCUCACAUGAAUCCAGUUUUCACGACAGGAGAUACUACAGAAAAAGCCAGGUUUCUACAGGUUUAGUUUUUCUGUGAUUAGAUUUUUUCAAAACAAAAUUUUAAAUAAUUUUUUUAAUUAUAAUUUAUUUUUUAUUUUUUAUUCUUGGUAACAUUUUUUUUGCUUAUUUAUUAAUUUGUCUUUAUGCUCUGAAUGAACUAGCAGUAUUUUAUACCAUUACUAAAAACCUCUUCUGUUCAUGCAUGAUAUUUCUUUCUCUAAAUCAGAUCUGGCAGAUUGUGAAGUAAUUCUCUGUGUUUAUUUUCUAUCUGCUAGAAAUGGGUUUAUUUCACAUUCCUGCUCUUGCUCUUAUACUUUAUUCUGUUGGUUUUGGUUGAUUUAUUUUAUAUACAGUGUCUCUUGUUUUAAGUUUUAUCUGUUUGAUCCGCCAUCUGUGUGUCAGUUUUUGGAUGUCUGGUGUUUUCAUAUAUAU
Molecule: messenger RNA, 2198 nt
Organism: Carassius auratus (goldfish)
Lineage: Eukaryota; Metazoa; Chordata; Actinopteri; Cypriniformes; Cyprinidae
Exons: 5
Coding region: 889-1668 (259 amino acids)
Cellular component (GO): membrane
Source: RefSeq, a predicted model, not a curated record